Chironomus riparius is the source of this 489-nucleotide messenger RNA. The record is from the annotation of a GenBank genome assembly. Lineage: Eukaryota; Metazoa; Arthropoda; Insecta; Diptera; Chironomidae.
AUGGAGCAAACUUUCUCAUUGGCUGAACAAUUCCAUGUUUCUUCUACAAAAAUAAGGAUCAAGAAGUUCAAAGAUUAUUACAAUUUGUAUUUCGACAAGGUCACAUCACAAACUAUAAAGUUUGAAAAAAUUCCCGUCUCGUGGAAUCUGACUUUAUUUUCGACACCAGUUAAAUCAGAAUCAUUCUACGAUUCGCUAGCUACGAAAUUUUACUAUCAAUUGGACAUCAAGGAUACAGACCGAACCAGAAGUGGCAUGAGAUUUUAUCGCAGUGAAAUUAUAAUUGAUUCCUCUGAAUCGGGAGCAAUGAAGCAAAAUCAUCGGCUUUUUAAGCCAAAAAAUCUAGAUGGAUUUAAGAAAGUCAAUGGCAUUUAUAGAUUUGAUGGAUUUUUGGAGUUCCAAAAUGAUUCUUAUAACAAUGGUGGCGAUUUGGUGCUUGAUGUUAAAGUCACUGCUAAGGAUGUCGAAGAAUUUUUGGCACUUAAAUGA